GAAUUACAAACCAAGAAGAGGAAGAAGACCAAGGCCCACCAUGCCCCAGACUCAGCAGAGAGCUGCUGGAGGUAGUAGAGCCUGAAGUCUUGCAGGACUCACUGGAUAGAUGUUAUUCGACUCCUUACAGUUGUCUUGAGCUUCCCGAGUCAUGCCAUCCCCAUGGAAGUUCCUUGUACUCAUUGGAGGAACAACACGUUGGCUUUUCUCUUGGCGUGGAUGAAAUUGAAAAGUACCAAGAAGGGGAAGAAGAUCAAAACCCACCAUGCCCCAGGUAACUUUCAGCAAUUGUGGACGCUUAAUUCUUUCUUAAUACCUGGAGACGACAGAUCCAGGGGAAAGCAGUG
Molecule: messenger RNA, 347 nt
Organism: Piliocolobus tephrosceles (Ugandan red Colobus)
Lineage: Eukaryota; Metazoa; Chordata; Mammalia; Primates; Cercopithecidae
Product: neuroblastoma breakpoint family member 3-like
Exons: 3
Source: RefSeq, a predicted model, not a curated record